This is a messenger RNA of Pseudocercospora fijiensis CIRAD86, 1210 nucleotides long. RefSeq lists its product as uncharacterized. Lineage: Eukaryota; Fungi; Ascomycota; Dothideomycetes; Mycosphaerellales; Mycosphaerellaceae. The coding region runs from base 584 to 1033 and encodes 149 amino acids. The record is from RefSeq and is a predicted model, not a curated record. The transcript has a single exon.
CCGGGUAUCAAGAUCAUGUUCUUUGUCUAUUGAAAUCGUCAAUAGGGAAUUACCUCUUUUGUGUACGGUCCACACACACAGGUCUGACUGUGAUUCCUUUCCAUGCACGCAGGCUUGUGAGAGUAUCUAGUGAGGGCAAAACAACUUCGAGCAAGUCGAUAGCAUCGAGCUAGGCAGCAGACAUACCGCCAAGCGUUCACAUGCUGCGCUUGAAGCGCGCAUCAACCCGCUUGUCGCGUCGUACUGUCCAGACUUCGCUGACCGUACACCACGAAGCUCAGAGACUCGCUCCAAAGGCAGAAGAUGUAUCUCAGCAAAGCCGUCAUCAGUGGUAUGUACCAAAUGAGCUUUCGCGUGCCUUUCACUAACUCGAUAGGUUUCGCCGCGCUGCAAGUCGAGGUAAUGGAGAUAGGCGACUCCACAGCAAUCAUCAAACCUGUCACAAUGUCCCUUGGAACCGACUUUUGGUACAGCGCUGGCCCCGGCAUGCAACUCGGCGAUGUGUAUCUCCAAGCGGUGAAAGUGGAUAACGAUCCCAUCGUCUCGCCGCCCAUCAAAUGUGUCCCGAUUUGGCGCUACAUCGAUGGCACUUCCAUCGAAGGCUCGGAAUUCGGCGAAGGUCAGAAGAGCUCACCCUAUCGGGUCCUUCGCAGUGGCAUCGUGGAUGCUGUUCACAUCACAUGCUCGGCGACCUAAAGAGUACGCAGUCCGAUAUUUGGUCUAUCGUCUGCACCAGCUAAUUUAUGCUCAGAAUCGCCUCAGCCUGGAUGCAGAGCCGAAGCGCGCUACUGGGCACUGCACAAUUGCAGCAGUGAGGAGGGACAACUGCACCGAAGAGACAUCGCAAGCUUUUACGUCGUCUGCUCUGCUCCAUCGUCCAGCACUUUCGUCCCCUAUCAGAGACCCUCACAAAUUGCAAGUGACAGGUUUGAAGGAAUGCGCUCCACUUUGUGACAACGGCGAAGGCGUCAGGGAGCUAUUCAUUGAACUCUCGGAUCGUUACAUUUGGGGAGGAUGCCUUGUCGUCGAAUAGCCGUUGCAAGUCACGAGCGUCGGGUGCUAAACAGCCAAAUGACCAGACCAGCAGCGAGCUCUCACGAUUGCCGCCCACAGGGCACAGGCGUGCGCAGAAACUGCCACAUCGAAGCCAUUUCGACACCAGGCGACUGUAUCUAGCACCGCGAAGAAUGCAUGUCUCUUCUCUUGGUCG